GAUCUCUUGAGAAGCUUAUAUAAUUCGGAGUCCAAAGUGUUCUGAUCUAGCAUAGAAAUGGGGAUCAACGGAAAGGACCGCCUGAAGACAUAUGAUGAGUUCUGGCCUCUCUACCUCAAAGAGCACAGCAAGAGCGACACCAGGCAGUUGCAUUACCUGGGCAGUGGCCUGGCAUUGGCCGCACUCUGCGGAGCUGCUGUGAAGAAGGACGCCCGCCUUUUGGCGGCAAUCCCACUUGCAGGGUACGGACCAGCCUGGGUGGGGCAUUUCUUCGUGGAGAAGAACAAGCCAGCCUCCUUCAAGUAUCCCCUUUGGAGCCUGUGCUCAGACUUCAGGAUGUUCUACCUGUGGCUGUCUGGCAAGCUCGAUGCCGAGCUGGAGAAGUGCAGCGAGUCUGCAGACGAGUUGGCAGAAGAGUCGUGAAAACCUCACACUUUUCAUGCUGAUUGUCCUUCAGCCAGGACAGCACUUGCUCUUGUGACUGAAUUCCAGAGCUUCAUUUUUUAGCUAGUGUCUAUCACACAUGUAUACCUGGUGUCUGCCAUUUAGAAGAUGGCUGUACUUUUUAGGAAAAUGUAUAUAUAUGCGUGCCAACCCUGCAGGUGUCAUCACAGACCUUGUGCAGAAUAUGGUGCUCAGCAAUUUUCUGGCUUCUGCCGGUGGAUGUAUUUUUGGUGUAAGAUACUGCAAUUGGUUU
Coccomyxa subellipsoidea C-169 is the source of this 697-nucleotide messenger RNA. RefSeq lists its product as hypothetical. NCBI's taxonomy places the organism in Eukaryota, Viridiplantae, Chlorophyta, Trebouxiophyceae, Coccomyxaceae. The record is from RefSeq and is a predicted model, not a curated record. The transcript has 2 exons. Bases 58 to 423 code for a protein of 121 amino acids.